Messenger RNA from Megalobrama amblycephala (Wuchang bream), 1732 nucleotides. It is a transcript of the gene wfikkn1, whose product is annotated as WAP, follistatin/kazal, immunoglobulin, kunitz and netrin domain containing 1. The record is from RefSeq and is a predicted model, not a curated record. NCBI's taxonomy places the organism in Eukaryota, Metazoa, Chordata, Actinopteri, Cypriniformes, Xenocyprididae. The transcript is spliced from 2 exons. Gene Ontology annotation, cellular component: extracellular region. The coding region runs from base 1 to 1701 and encodes 566 amino acids. Gene Ontology annotation, molecular function: protein binding; serine-type endopeptidase inhibitor activity.
AUGCGGUUCUCCGGCGGCUCUGGAUCUCCGCUCCGCUCUCUGCUCCUCAUGUGCUUCUGGCCCGCGGCUGCGGCCGGACCCGCCGCUCCGGAUCAUCCCGGCGUCUGUCCGAAUCACAUCAACCUGAACCUGUGGGUGGACGCGCAGAGCACCUGUGAGAGGGAAUGCCAGACUGACCAGGAUUGCGCCGCCUUUGAGAAGUGCUGUACUAACGUGUGCGGCCUGCUGAGCUGCGUGGCGUCCCGUUUCUCUGACGGCGAUGACGGCCAGUCGGGGGCGGGUGUUCCGGCAGGAGGCGUGGCCAGCUGCGACGAGUUCGUGUGCAGCCAGCAGGGGGCGGUGUGCGACGUGUGGGAGGGGCAGCCGGUAUGCAAAUGUCAGGACCGCUGCGAGAGCGAACCCAGCUUCACGUGUGCCUCCGACGGCCUCACGUAUUUCAACCGCUGCUACAUGGACGCGGAGGCCUGCAUUCAGGGCGUCGCGCUCGCCGUGGUCACCUGCCGUUAUCACCUGUCCGGGCCGAACGCCAGCCCCCUGCCGCAGGACACCACGGCUCAACCCACAUCCACCGCUGACGACAUCGAGCCCUUUCCACCCACCCUCUACUCCAACCCACAGCACCAGGUCAUUUACCUGGGCGGAACGGCCAGCUUUCACUGCGACGUGAUUGGCCAACCGAAGCCCGACGUCACCUGGGAGAAGCAGUCUGAGGUGCAUGAGCGGAUCGUCAUGCGGCCGGACCAGAUGUAUGGGAACGUCGUCAUAACCAACAUCGGCCAGCUGGUGGUGUAUAACGCCCAGAUGUGGGACACCGGAAUCUACACCUGCGUCGCGCGGAACUCUGCCGGCGCGCUGCGAGCCGAUUACCCGCUUUCCGUCGUCAGACGUGACAAUGAGGACUUCUUCGACGACGCUGAGGCAGGCUUGCCGUUGGGACGCCCGUUCUCGCCGGCCGACUGCUUGGCGCCCGUGGAGCGGGGCGAGUGCAGCGAGAAGCGAGUAGACUGGUUCUACGACGCGGCCCGGGGUUCCUGCCACGCGUUUGCGCACGGAGGCUGCGAGGGCGGCCGCAACCGCUUCGAGACGUACGAGGAGUGCCGGGCAUCGUGUCAGCGCGAGGGGCUGGGCGUGUGCUCGCUGCCGGCCGUUCAGGGACCCUGUAAGCACUGGGAGGCUCGCUGGGCCUACAACGGCCUCAUGAAGCAGUGCAUGGCGUUCGUUUACGGCGGCUGCCACGGAAACAAGAACAACUUUCGCACGCGGAAAGAAUGCGAAGCCAGCUGCCCGCAGCCAAAGCGGCGUCCGUGUAAAAACUGCCGGCCGAGAGGAAAGAUGGUGGCGAGUCUUUGCCGCAGCGACUUUGCCAUCGUCGGACGGCUCACCGAACUAAUCGAGGAGCUGGACUCGGGAAUCGCUCGAUUCCAUCUGCAGCAGGUCCUGCGUGAUGAGAAGAUGGGCCUGCAGCUCUUUAAUACGCAACACCUGGAGGUGCUGCUGACGCGUAUGGACUGGAGCUGCCCCUGCCCCAAUAUCACACAGCACCACCAGCUCCCCCUGCUGGUCAUGGGCGAGGUGCAGGACGGCACGGCCGUGAUUCUCCCCGACAGUUACGUCAGACCCAUAUCUGAUCGACGCCUGAAGAAGAUCCACGAGGUUCUGGACAAGAAGACUUGUGAGAUGCUGCAGAGAUUCCAGAACUGAUUUUACACGGAUCUGGAGGUGUAGCAUGAUC